Messenger RNA from Dromiciops gliroides (monito del monte), 1837 nucleotides. RefSeq names its product zinc finger protein 821 (gene ZNF821). Gene Ontology annotation, molecular function: DNA-binding transcription factor activity, RNA polymerase II-specific; RNA polymerase II transcription regulatory region sequence-specific DNA binding. Gene Ontology annotation, biological process: regulation of transcription by RNA polymerase II. Gene Ontology annotation, cellular component: nucleus. NCBI's taxonomy places the organism in Eukaryota, Metazoa, Chordata, Mammalia, Microbiotheria, Microbiotheriidae. The record is from RefSeq and is a predicted model, not a curated record.
CGCUCCCGCCGCUCGCGUCGCCAUCUUUUCCCCCCUCCGUCUGUCUGUCUGCCGCUGGCUUUGUCCGUCUGCAGCGCCGUCCGCAGAAUCCCCGCGCACGGCCCGGCCAGAGCCCGCCCGGCCCCGGCCCGGAAAGGCCCCGGCCCUGGCGUGGCCCGAGCCGCGAACCCGGGGUCCAUUGUCCGGCGGUCCGUCUGUCUGGCCGGCCGGAGGCGGGGCCCAGCGUGGGGGUCUGGAGCGCCCGGUACCGGAUACAAUCAGCUGGAUUCGGUCGAGUUUACCUGCUCCAUGGGAACAGCCUAAGAACUGGAGGUCAGCACCUUACAAGGAGGCAGGAACGUUUCCAGUGGUGAAGCUGGACAAGGCCAGAACUACGGGGCCAGGGAAACAUGUCCCGUCGGAAACAGACCAAUCCAAAUAAAGUUCACUGGGAACAGGUAUUUGCUGGGCUGGAGGAGCAAGCCCGACAGGCGAUGAUGAAAACUGAUUUUCCUGGAGAUCUUGGCAAUCAGCAUCCAGCUAUUCAACAACUGAGAGAUCAGGCCUCCAGUAGCAGCGACAGUGAGGGGGACGAAGAGGAGACCACACAAGACGAAGUCUCUUCCCACACAUCCGAGGAGGAUGGCGGGAUGGUGAAAGUGAAAAAGGAGUUAGAGAACACAGAGCCAAGUGUUGGAGGGAAUGAGGUGAUAGGGGAGCACGAGGCAAGUGACCAUUUGAAUUCUGACCCCAUGCUUGGCCUUUGUCAGUGUCCCCUUUGUCAGUUGGACUGUGGGAGCCGAGAACAACUUAUUGCUCAUGUAUACCAGCACACUGCAGCAGUGGUGAGCGCCAAGAGUUACGUGUGCCCCGUGUGUGGCCGGGCCCUCAGCUCCCCAGGGUCUCUAGGCCGUCACCUCCUCAUCCACUCUGAGGACCAGCGGUCCAACUGUGCGGUCUGCGGAGCUCGUUUCACCAGCCACGCCACCUUCAACAGUGAAAAGCUUCCAGAAGUACUGAAUAUGGAAUCUGUACCCCCCAACUACAAUGAAGGCCCCUCCAAUUCAGAGGGAAAGGACAUUGCCUUCAGUCCCCCUGUGUACCCUGCUGGUGUUAUCCUUCUGGUGUGCAACAACUGUGCUGCCUACCGCAAGCUGCUAGAAGCCCAGGCUCCUGGAGUCCGCAAGUGGGCGCUGCGGAGGCAGAACGCUCUGGAGGUUCGGCUGCAGAGGCUGAACGUGAGCGCCAGCAAGAAGAGCAGGCGAGACAACGAGACCCCAGAAGCGGAGGUGAGGCGCAUGCGGGACCGUGAGGCCAAGCGCCUGCAGCGCCUGCAGGAGACUGCCGAGCAGCGGCACUGCCGCCUGCAGCGGGUACCGAGAGGCCAUGAGACUUAACGCGCCAAUGAGACUCCGGAGAAGCGGCAGGCCCGGCUUAUCCGGGAGCGCGAAGCCAAGCGGCUAAAGCGACGGCUAGAAAAAAUGGACAUGAUGUUACGAGCUCAGUUUGUUCAGGACCCCUCUGCCGUGGCAGCCUUGGCAGCUGAGAUGAGUUUCUUUCACGCUGCCGGUGGGGCAUGUGUAGAGCUGGAGAGUCAGCUUCUGGGCAAGGUGGCCUUCGAGGAGCAGAACAGCAGUUCUCUGCACUGACCAGACAGAUCCACGCUGGCAAACACAAUAUGGACCAGUCCUCUGCCUGCCUACAAGCCUCCAUCCCCACUGCUAGGGAGAUUCCUGGGUUUGGACCCAGCUUAGCUCAUGCCGUCCCACGUGCACCAAAGCGUCCCUUGCAUGCUCGAGGAGAAUGGGACAGAGGUGCUGGCUUAGGCGGCCUAGAGGGAGCAGGCGACUCCAGACAA